Messenger RNA from Cryptomeria japonica (Japanese cedar), 802 nucleotides. Its product is annotated as dehydrogenase/reductase SDR family member FEY-like. Bases 1 to 402 code for a protein of 133 amino acids. The record is from RefSeq and is a predicted model, not a curated record. NCBI's taxonomy places the organism in Eukaryota, Viridiplantae, Streptophyta, Pinopsida, Cupressales, Cupressaceae. The transcript is spliced from 2 exons.
AUGGAGGAUGAAGAACACUCUGGUCAUAAUUCUAUUCAUCAAUGGUUACCUUUCUCUGGUUUCAUCAAAUUACAUUUCCUGCUUGUUAAAUGUGCUGUGUUUUUAUGGAUUUUUUUUUUAAGUGCAAGAAGUGCACUGUUUGCUGCAACUGAUCCUCAGGUUCCAGAAUUUUGCAGUGCUUUAAGGGCUGAUAAUUGGCCAGUUUGUCCAUAUUUUUCAGGGGAGUGCCGUCCUGCAAAUGCUUCAGCAGAAGCACACAAUAUGGAUACUGCUUUGAAGAUUUGGGAUAAGACUUUGGAACUCAUUGGUGUUCCUUCAGACAUCGUUGAAAAGUUAAUAGAAUGUGAGCAGGUUCCAAGUGAAAAUGGGCAUUCUAACGUAACGGAAGUGGACUGUUGGUGAGAUGAGAGGAUUAAUGUUUAAUGUAGGCUUCAUCUUGUUCUCGAAGUGUAAAAUACUGUCUUCAAUUAGUCAAUAUAGUCAGCAUGUGCCAGUUAACUUUCAUGAUUCAGUUAUCAGAUUGGUCAUAGCUGUACUUUUGUUCAAAGAUGUUUAUUGGAUGAGGCCAUUAUCAUAUUUGUCCAAGGAAGGUCCUUGGAAAUUGGGAAUGAUAAUAUUCAAAGGAAAGUAUUCAAAUUUGACUGUUAAAAUGGGAAGGCACAACUCUGUCAGAAUUGUUUUCCAAUUACUAAGCAUAAUUGGAGAUUUCUAAUUGGAGAUACUUGAUGUUGAAUUGGAUAUUCACUAUGGUACCAGUGUAUUUUCCGCAGCAAAGAAAUAAAUUAUAAUGAUUCUCACUGUA